This is a messenger RNA of Eremothecium cymbalariae DBVPG#7215, 2184 nucleotides long. RefSeq names its product glucose-induced degradation complex subunit GID7 (gene GID7). Gene Ontology annotation, biological process: proteasome-mediated ubiquitin-dependent protein catabolic process. The record is from RefSeq and is a predicted model, not a curated record. Gene Ontology annotation, molecular function: protein binding. The coding region runs from base 1 to 2184 and encodes 727 amino acids. Gene Ontology annotation, cellular component: GID complex. The transcript has a single exon. NCBI's taxonomy places the organism in Eukaryota, Fungi, Ascomycota, Saccharomycetes, Saccharomycetales, Saccharomycetaceae.
AUGGCAAUAUCUUUAUCAGAAUCAGAGGAACUUUUCAUCCCAGAAUAUACUAAAAAGAAGCAAUCAAAUGCAAUUCAGUGCCUAAAGCAGCCCUUUGACAAAAUUCAACUAACCAAGCUACUAAUUAAUACGCUUCAUGAGCUUGGUUAUGAGAAGUCAGCAAUCCAGUUGCAAAAAGAGAGCGGUGGGAUUCAGGUAGAAUCCACAAUUGUUCAAUCUCUUUUUGAGUUGAUCAAAUGUGGUCGUUUUGAAAGAUGUACAGUUCGACUUUUGUUUCAAUUACCUUUGGUGAAUGGAGAUUUAUUCCACCUGUUAUCUUCUAAGCAGAUCAAAAAGAAAGAGGAUAGCGGUACUAUUAAAACUGAGAGAUCAGCGGUUGAAAAUGAUGCGAAGUUAGUUGGGGCUUUGUUAGAACAGUAUGAAAAUCUUCACCAGUAUGUUCAGAGGCUGACAGCUUAUGAUGCAGAAGACGUUUUAAAGUUGACUAUGAUAAUGGAAAUAUUUGUAUUAGUACUGAGGCAGGUAUUUAUAGAAUUGGUGUUUGUGAAGAAGGAUAAAAAACUGGCUCUGGCGUUUUUGCGGUCUGUCCUGAGGCCUGCUAUUCAAGUGUGGGAUUCGUUACUUACAAUCCAAACAGUACCUGCAGCCGAAGAGACCGCAGAUGAUUGGCCUAUGAAUCCAGAUACAACGUUGCUUCAGAUGACCACUGUGUUAACCUGCCCCCCUGAUUCUCCAGAAGCAAUGGAGAUAUGGGGUGGCUCUUUGGAGGUAUCCAGGCAAAUGAUGCUGGACCAAAUUUCGCAGUACAUUAAUCCAAAUGAUUUGGUACCUCGCGGUAGAUUAAUUACCUUGCUAAAACAGGCUGUGCAAUUCCAAAAGUCUAGUGGUUUGUUAAGUUUUACGGAGGAGAAAAAUUCAUUUGGUAACUCGUCCGCUAAUGAUAAUUACACAUAUAAUUUGUUGCAAGAUAAUGUUGGGUCGUUUAACAUGUUUAACUUUAGCCAUGUUAAGACGCUUUCUGAAAAUAAAGAUGAAAUCUGGUACUUACAAUUUUCACCUGAUGGUAAAUACUUGGCAAGCGCUUCUGCGGACUCGUCCAGUGAUCGCAAAGUUCUUAUUUAUGACGUACAGAACAAUUUCCAAGUAUACAAAGUGUUGGCAGGGACGGAACAGUCAGUAUUAUAUCUGAGUUUUUCCUGUGAUAGCAGGAAUGUUGUAACUUGUUCUUUUAACGAAAAUGUCAAGGUUUAUGAUAUUCAUACUGAUGGACAGACAUUACAAAGUGACGAGGGGUCGGCACCUAAUUCUAUUGCUCCUCAAGUAAUAGAGCCUGUUCAUUCGAUAUCUAUUACGCUCAAUGAAACUCCGUCUUCGUCAAUUUCCAGUGCCUCAUCUAACACAAAAUUGCGUAUUUGGUGUUCAACAUGGUUUCACACCAAGCCUGAAUUGAUUGCCCUAGGAUCUACUGAUCGUGAAGUGGUGAUUUACAAUUUGGAAACUUAUUCUGUUUUAUGUCGAUUGUCUCAAACUUACCAAAAUUCCUUGAACGCUACAAAUCAUGCUGCUUCCGCUUCACCGCCCCCAACAGCCACUGAUUCUUCAAAGGACCAAUUUUUGAGAGUCCAUGCGGUUAGCAUUUCUCAUGAUGAUAAGUAUUUACUUUGCAUGAGCAACGAAACCUAUAUUGAUGUCUAUGACAUUUCUGAAGUCAGUGUGAAUUCAACUAAUAGUCAAGAUAUUAAAACGCCUCGUAUUUCUAGGUUAAAUAUCGGCAAGAGAAUGACCUCAAUGAGCGGACCUGUUGGCCCGGAUUAUUCUCUAUUGUUAAUUAGCGUCCAAUCUCAAGAGUUACAAUUGUGGGAUUUCAAAAGGCAAAUAAUGGUCCAAAGAUAUGUUGGCCAAAGGCAAGUUGCAUAUAUUAUUAGAUCAUGCUUUGGAUAUGGUGAUAGUCUCGUAGCUAGUGGUUCAGAAGAUGGGAAGAUCUAUAUUUGGGAUAGAUAUUUUGGCAAUAUAAUUGGCGUCCUUUCUGGGCACACGCUAGGGAGACCGGACAUUUCUAGGAACAGAAACAUUCCUAUGAAUAAGAUUUGUAACGUAGUAACAUGGAAUCCUGUGAACACAAGAUUAUUUGCCUCUGGUGGUGAUGACGGCCUAGUAAAAAUUUGGAAGUUAGAACCAAAUUAA